UUUUUUUAGUAAUGCCCAUGUUGAGGGUUAGGCCCCCAAAAAAUGUAAAUUCUGAAACCGUAUUGGGUUUCCAUGCGAAUGUUCUGGCAAGGUUCGAAUUUGGGUUGGGGGCAAUAAAUUGUUGUGCAUAUAAAUUGCUUUUAUCCACAAUCAAUACAUACAGAUCUUCCGUGAAAAACAGCUCCACAAAAUCAAGGGGAGUAGUUAAAUUUGCUGUUUCCACCUGAAUUCUGGAUUGGGCAAUGAAUGGGGGAAGUACAGGUGCUGCAGAAUUUGUGGGCUGCCAAUCAGGUUUUGCAAGCACGUCUGGAAGGACAAUAGGGGCUCUACGGGCUUGUGUGUGAAUUCUUGGUGGCUGCUGGACAAUACUUGUGCUAGCCACCACACCAACUUGUACUGCACUUAUGGGACUUGCCACAUCUCCAAGUGAUACUGCAGUGCUGGUAUGUGAAAGACAAAGAUGUACUAG
Molecule: messenger RNA, 469 nt
Organism: Staurois parvus
Lineage: Eukaryota; Metazoa; Chordata; Amphibia; Anura; Ranidae
Source: the annotation of a GenBank genome assembly